AAGCAGACAGCUGACUUCUCUGUUAACUUCAAUGGACUCUGUGACGAUGGCUCACCAUCAUGACAAGCUUGAGUGGAGUGAGACAAAGGACGCCACUGAGGAAACUCAGAGGAUUUGUGAUCAGGUGAAGGGCCAAGUGGAGAAACAGACAGGCAAGAACUAUGGGGAAUUCAAAGCAGUUAAAUACCGUGAGAAUGUGGGAAAGGAACUCUUCCUCAUCAAGGUCCAUGUUGGAGGAGCAGACUAUAUUCAUCUGAGAGUCAUCCAGUUCAUUUGGCUUCUCCGCUGUGUGCCGCAGGAAGUGGACAUACUGAGCGGUGUCGAGCAGCACAAGACCAAAGACGACCCCCUCGUGCCUUUUAAAAUCUGAUCACACAACCUGUUUCAACAGUUAAACACUUACAGGCUGCAGUCUCAUGUUAAAAUGCUCUGCUUCUUUAUUCUGAAAUGAUUUGACUUUGGUUUUGAAUGUAUUGACACACAGAGAGAAAGAUAAUAGAUG
This is a messenger RNA of Epinephelus moara (kelp grouper), 502 nucleotides long. RefSeq names its product leukocyte cysteine proteinase inhibitor 1-like. The coding region runs from base 32 to 370 and encodes 112 amino acids. The transcript is spliced from 3 exons. The record is from RefSeq and is a predicted model, not a curated record. NCBI's taxonomy places the organism in Eukaryota, Metazoa, Chordata, Actinopteri, Perciformes, Serranidae. Gene Ontology annotation, molecular function: cysteine-type endopeptidase inhibitor activity. Gene Ontology annotation, cellular component: cytosol.